Messenger RNA from Xiphias gladius (swordfish), 2864 nucleotides. It is a transcript of the gene afg3l2, whose product is annotated as AFG3-like AAA ATPase 2. The record is from RefSeq and is a predicted model, not a curated record. The transcript is spliced from 17 exons. Bases 161 to 2572 code for a protein of 803 amino acids. Gene Ontology annotation, molecular function: ATP binding; zinc ion binding; ATP hydrolysis activity. NCBI's taxonomy places the organism in Eukaryota, Metazoa, Chordata, Actinopteri, Istiophoriformes, Xiphiidae. Gene Ontology annotation, biological process: protein-containing complex assembly; mitochondrial protein processing. Gene Ontology annotation, cellular component: membrane; m-AAA complex.
GUCACCUCCACAAACAUCUGAACCUCCGUGAAGAAGCAGGGGACGAUAAAGAUGGCGGAGCGGUGUGAUUACGGAACAGAAAUACUGAACUUGAGCCGUGUUUAAAGGCCGUUGUACUUGUUUUUCUGACGGUCAGUGUCGUUGUGUUACCGGGGUGAGGAUGGCCUACCGCUACCUGCGGCUCUCCGCGGGCUGCAGGAAGAUGUUCCGGCUGCUGCUGCCCUCCAACGCUCCGGCCAGGCUGGCGAUGUGUUCGACCACGGCCGGACAGGUAGGGAGCAGGUGGAGCCUGCUCAGUGAGCUGCUGGGAGCGUACAGGAGGCUGAGCUCCAGACCACCAAAAGGUUUUGAGAAAUAUUUUCCAGAUGCUCAGAAACCUGCCAAAAACUCUGAGGCAGAAGCUGCAACCAAAGAAGCCAAACCUGCCAACGCUCAGAAGGCCUCUGGGAGGUCGGGAGGUGGAGGUGGAGGUGGAGGUGGAGGUGGAGGUGGGGGAGGAGGAGGCAAAAGAGGAGGUCGCAAGGAGGAGUCACACUGGUACAGCCGUCUGCAGAAGGGUGACAUUCCCUGGGAUGAUAAGGAGUUUCGGAUGUACUUCCUGGGCGGAGCAGCGUUCUGGACCACCGUCACUUACUAUUUCUUCUUCAGGGACGGAGGACGAGAGGUCACCUGGAAAGACUUUGUCAACAACUACUUGGCCAAAGGAGUGGUGGAUCGGUUAGAAGUUGUCAACAAGCGCUAUGUCAAAGUGGUUUUCUCUACUGGGAAGACGCCGGUGGACGGGCAGUACAUCUGGUUCAACAUUGGCAGUGUUGACACGUUUGAGAGGAAUCUGGAGACGGCUCAGUAUGAGCUCGGCAUUGAGGGAGAGAACAGACUGCCGGUGGUUUAUUCCACCGAGAGCGACGGCACUUUUCUACUGAGCAUGCUCCCCACGGUGCUCAUCAUUGGCUUCCUGCUGUUCAUGCUGCGGCGGGGUCCAGCGGGGGCGGGGCGACCUGGCCGGGGGAUGGGCGGAUUGUUCAGUGUCAGCGAGACGACAGCGAAGAUCCUGAAAGACGAGAUUGAUGUGAAGUUCAAAGAUGUGGCGGGCUGCGAGGAGGCUAAACUGGAGAUCAUGGAGUUUGUCAACUUCCUGAAGAACCCCAAACAGUACCAGGACCUGGGCGCCAAGAUCCCAAAGGGAGCCAUCUUGACGGGUCCUCCAGGAACAGGAAAAACCCUUCUGGCCAAAGCGACGGCCGGUGAGGCCAAUGUACCGUUCAUCACCGUCAACGGCUCUGAGUUCCUGGAGAUGUUUGUUGGUGUCGGCCCGGCCAGAGUGAGAGAUCUGUUCGUCAUGGCGAGGAAGAACGCCCCCUGCAUCCUCUUCAUCGAUGAGAUUGACGCCGUAGGACGAAAACGAGGACGAGGGAACUUUGGGGGACAGAGCGAGCAGGAGAACACACUGAACCAGUUGCUGGUGGAGAUGGAUGGCUUCAACACGGCAACCAAUGUUGUGGUUCUGGCAGGAACCAACAGGCCGGACAUCUUGGACCCGGCUCUGAUGAGACCCGGACGCUUCGACAGGCAGAUUUACAUUGGUCCCCCUGAUAUUAAAGGUCGAGCCUCAAUCUUUAAAGUUCACCUGCGUCCUCUGAAGCUGGAGGCCAACAUGGACAAAGACGCCCUGGCCAAAAAGAUGGCUGCCCUCACGCCUGGAUUCUCAGGCGCCGACAUUGCUAACGUUUGUAAUGAGGCGGCUCUGAUCGCCGCCCGCCACCUUUCAGACGCUAUCAACCAGAAACACUUUGAACAGGCCAUCGAGAGGGUCAUCGGAGGUCUGGAGAAGAAGACUCAGGUCCUGCAGCCGGAGGAGAAGAAGACAGUGGCGUAUCAUGAAGCCGGUCAUGCCGUCGCUGGAUGGUUUCUGGAGCAUGCUGACCCUCUACUAAAGGUGUCCAUCAUCCCUAGGGGUAAGGGUCUGGGUUAUGCACAGUACCUGCCGAAAGAGCAGUAUCUGUACACCAAAGAGCAGCUGCUGGACCGGAUGUGUAUGACUCUGGGAGGACGAGUCUCUGAGGAAAUCUUCUUCGGUCGGAUAACCACUGGAGCUCAGGACGACCUCCGAAAGGUCACCCAGAGCGCCUAUGCACAGAUAGUUCAGUUUGGGAUGAAUGCAAAGGUGGGUCAAGUUUCCUUCGACCUCCCUCGGCAGGGUGAGAUGGUUAUGGAGAAACCAUACAGCGAAGCUACGGCUCGCCUUAUCGACACUGAGGUCAGAACCCUCAUCAGCGAGGCUUACCAGAGAACCCAUCAACUGCUGAAUGACAAGAAGGAAGAGGUUGAGAAGGUGGCACUGCGACUGCUGGAGAAGGAGGUUCUGGAUAAGAGCGACAUGUUGGAGUUGCUGGGAAAACGUCCGUUUGCAGAGAAGUCGACGUACGAAGAGUUUGUGGAGGGAACCGGUGGCGAAGACGAGGACACGACCCUGCCAGAGGGUCUGAAAGACUGGAACCAGGAGAGGAAGGACAAGGAGGAGAGCCAGGACGAGCAGGUGGCACGCCAGAUCUCUGGAGGAAUGCCUUUCUAGAACAUUAUGAUGGAUGUCUGGGUUCUACCACCAACCUAAGCUGACUGCCAGAAUAAACAUCAAGAGCUCAGCAGAUGCUCAUAGAACCUUUUCUCUGGAGUUCUGCACCAAACACCAAACCUUGAACCUAUAGGGUCCAUAAAUGUUGGACAUCUCGGUUCUACCACCAACCUAAACUAUGACCUAACCCUCGCACGUGUCUAGACCUUGUUCUACGGUCACGUCACCUACAUCUGUGAGGUCUAAAACCCUCUCAUUGACUUCAGUAAUAAUAAAAAACAUCAAACACUCA